UUAAACCGUCCGAGUCUGGUUCAAUUAAUGCACUCCGAUCCAUAAAAUCAUCGAAACAAAACUGUACAAGCACGAAACAACCUUCUGCAAAACCCCCAUCACCAUGCUGGUUCUGCGGAGCAUGGCAUUUUGCGAAAUUCUGUCCGUUCAAGAAUCAUAAAUGCCGCAAAUGCCAUCGCAUUGGCCACAAAGACGGUCAUUGUUCGUCAAAUAAACGCAAGACUAAACAUCGUAGUGAAAAUUCAAAUCAACGAUCAAACAGUCAAAUUAAAACCACGUUUGCAACCUUUAAAGUUGGAUUUAAAAGCAGGCGGAAAUUUGUAAAUUUAUUAGUAAAUGAAAAAUUUAUACGGCUUCAGUUGGACACUGCUUCUGAUGUCACGUUGAUUUCAAAGAACACAUGGCACAAGUUAGGAUGCCCACGCAUCCGACCGACGAAUCAUCCUCUCUGGAUAUUAAUGAAUUAAAUGCUCCUGAUGAAACAUAUUCUUAUGAUCUUUCUGAAUCAAACAAUUCAAAUGUUAUGUGUUCUCACCAUGUCAAAUCUAAUACCGCCGAUUUAUUACCUUCUCAUAAAAUUUCCAAAUCGAAGACUUCAGACAAAGUAUGCGCUGGUGAAACUUCGGAGUCUCAUGUACUUCGUUCUAAUGUUAUGUCUACAUCAAAGUCUUCUGUUUCCUCUCAAUUGUCGUCCGUAUCUUACAUAAAUCAUCUUCGACAAAAGCAUGCAUGUGUAUUUCAAAACAAACUGGGUUGUUGUAAAUUCACCAAAGUAUCUUUAUCACUAAAGGAAAAUGCAAAACCCAUUUUCAGACCGAAACGACCAGUGCCUUAUGCUGCUCUGUCAGUCGUUGACCAAGAAUUGGACAGGUUAGAAGCACUAGGUGUCAUUGAGCCAGUAAAUUAUUCAUCGUGGGCUGCUCCCAUAGUGGUCGUGAGAAAAGCAAACGGAACUGUUCGCAUUUGUGCUGAUUUUUCCACUGGUCUGAAUAAUGCUCUAGAAGAUCACACAUAUCCACUUCCCAUACAGGAAGAUUUAUUCAUCAAACUAAAAGAAGAAAAGUGUACAUUCUUCAUGAACUCGGUGAAAUAUCUUGGUUUUGUUUUCGACAAAAAUGGACGACGCCCAGAUCCGGAAAAUGUACGAGCUAUCCAAAAUAUGCCUCCUCCAUCUAAUGUAGCAACUCUGCGUUCCUUCCUUGGUCUUAUCAGUUAUUACAGUAAUUUCUUGCCACAACUGCAUCGCCUCCGAGCACCUAUGAAUCAAUUAUUAUCCAGUAAUGUAAAAUGGAAUUGGUCCACUAAGUGUCAAAAAUGUUUUGAUGAAGUAAAGUCAUUAUUAACGUCGGAUCUACUUCUUACAUAUUUUGAUCCCUCGCUGGAAAUUGUUGUUGCUGCAGAUGCUUCUGACUAUGGUAUCGGUGCCGUCAUAUCCCAUAAGUUUCCAGAUGGCAAAGAGAAGGCUAUCGCACAUGCUUCCAGAACAUUGACUUCAGCAGAACGCAAGUACAGUCAAAUUGAGAAAGAAGGAUUGGCAUUAAUUUUCGCAGUAAAAAAGUUUCACAAGAUGCUGCAUGGCAGAAAAUUUACCUUAAUCACUGAUCAUAAACCCCUAUUAUCAAUUUUCGGAUCUAAGAAAGGUAUACCAGUUUAUACCGCAAACCGCCUCCAACGAUGGGCUACAAUGCUAUUGGGUUAUGAUUUCGUUAUCAAAUACAAAUCUACCUCUGAUUUUGGCCAUGCUGAUGCAUUAUCGCGCUUAAUAAGCAAUCAUAAGCUUGAAAACGAAGAUACUGUUAUCGCUUCUAUAUCAGUGGAAGAAGAUGUAAGCAGAAUGUUGUUUAAUUCAACACAAAUUCUUCCAGUGACAGCUGCUCGAAUCGCUGAACACACUCGCCGCGAUCCUAUCUUAAGACGAUUAUCUACAUUUAUCCAGCGUGGUUGGCCCCCACGUAUAACAUCUCAUGAACUGAAACAGUAUUAUCAACGACGUCAAUCUUUAUCCAUCGUAAAUGACUGUAUUAUGGUUGCUGAUCGCGUAGUGGUUCCGUAUAACUUACGCUCACUCGUCCUGAAACAACUGCAUACAGCCCAUCCAGGUACUGGAAGAAUGAAAGCUAUUGCUCGAAGUUAUGUAUAUUGGCCUAAUAUCGAUGAACACAUCGAAGAUUUCGUGCGUGCGUGCAGAAAAUGUGCUGAGGUUUCUAAGUGUCCACGAAAAGCUGAACUACAUUCCUGGCCAUCUCCAGAAGAACCUUGGUCACGUAUACAUGUUGAUUUUGCUGGCCCAUUCCAGGGUACGUACUUCCUCGUUUGUGUUGAUGCUUAUUCAAAAUGGCCGGAGAUUUUUCCUAUAAAUCAAAUCACUUCGCAACAGACUAUCAGGAAGCUACGGCAGUUAUUCUCCCGUUUUGGAGUUCCAGAUGUUCUCGUGACAGAUAACGGCACUCAGUUUAUUUCUGUCAUCUUCUCAGAUUUCUGCAAGAGGUUUGGAGUCAAACAUGUCCGUUCACCUCCGUACCAUCCACAAUCGAAUGGUCAGGCCGAAAGGUUUGUAGAUACCUUCAAAAGAGCGCUACUGAAGGCAAAAGGGGAGGGAAAGAUAGAGGAGAUUCUUGAUGACUUUCUCUUGGUCUAUAGAACAACUUCAAACCCAUCAACACCAAAUCAAAUGUCCCCAGCAGAAAUAAUGUUUGGUCGAAAAGUAAGAACUGCUCUCGAUGCCAUAAAACCACAGAAAAUAGACAUCGGAAAAAGAAACAGAAAGAUGGAAAGCCAGUUUGAUCGCCAUCAUGGGGCGAAACGUAGAAUUUUCCAAAAAAAUCAAAAAGUAUACGUCCGUGAUUUCCGAUAUUCACCUCCACAAUGGACCAGUGGACGCAUACUUAAGAGACAAGGGAACGUAAUGUAUGUGGUGGAAGUUGAAGGACAGAAGUGGACACGCCAUGUCAACCACAUACUGGAAAAUGCUGGCACUUCACAGAAAACCGAGAAAUUAGACUCAAUGUGGAGAAUCAUUCUGGACAGUUUCGACAUAAAAUGCUCAGCAACUCAGAAGACUGCGCAACAUGAACAAAGUCCUAUUAGAAAAGCAUCACGGAAACGCAGAAGACCAGAUAUUCUACAGGUAGACCCAAAGAGGAGAACAUACGUUUCCGAAGGAAGAUAUCAAUGAUGAUAUCUCAGCACUUACCUGUGUAGAGUAACUAACCAUAUUUUUUUUUCUUUUUUUUUUUUUAAGGGGGAAGGUGUUAUGAACGGGGAAUUAAGAAGCCCAGACAAUCACGAAAGCUAUUUUCUUGGGACGUUAUUGCAUUUCAUUCAAACCCUGUAAAACACUUAUAUUUAUUUUUGUCCCUAUCUUAUUCUACAUAACACGAGCUUUCGUUCUAUGUAUCAUUCACUAGCAUACUCUUUUUGGUUCCGAAAAUAUUGUAAUUUAAAGAUAAUAUUUUGCACUGUAUUUUCUACUCUAAUUCCCUGUUUCGGGCAUAACUGUAUUUUUCCAAAUUAUUGUACGUCGUAGUCAAGAUAUUCACUUAUUUAUUCAUGUACAUUUUUGUAUUAAUCCGAAUUCAGAGAAUCCAGAGUUCAGUGUUCCACCUGUCUUGUCUUCUCUCGCUUGCGUGCUUGCCAACCAAUCAGGUUCUAGAAUAGUUAUCUCUCUACCCCAUCCCGAACUCACGCGUGAUAGAUUUCAAGGUUAAGCCGCUCACCCUAUCGCGUCAAGGUCAUAGUUUAGCCUACACAGAUCAAGGUCGAGUCAUAACAAGUAUCAACGGGGUAAAAGCGAUUCAAGGUCAUAACAAAUUUUAGGAAAUUUCACAGGUUGAAAUCAUGAGUCAAUUGAAGCUAGACCACCAUGGAAAACCUGAAAGCACUGGAUGGCCGUUUCGUCCUAGUAUGAGACUCACAUUUUAUUUACCAUGGCAAGGAUUAAAGAUCAAGUGAUCUCUGUUAAACAUAGUAAUUUUUAGUUCUAAGAAGAUUCAAUUACUGGUUAAAUUUAUUAACGGAAGGUAUUACAUGUUUUAUUAAAGAAUUCUAGUAUCUGAUGUGAAAAAAUGACAAUUCUC
Schistosoma margrebowiei is the source of this 4076-nucleotide messenger RNA. The record is from the annotation of a GenBank genome assembly. NCBI's taxonomy places the organism in Eukaryota, Metazoa, Platyhelminthes, Trematoda, Strigeidida, Schistosomatidae.